Molecule: messenger RNA, 5937 nt
Organism: Lethenteron reissneri (Far Eastern brook lamprey)
Lineage: Eukaryota; Metazoa; Chordata; Hyperoartia; Petromyzontiformes; Petromyzontidae
Gene: NNT
Product: nicotinamide nucleotide transhydrogenase
Biological process (GO): proton transmembrane transport; NADPH regeneration
Cellular component (GO): mitochondrial inner membrane
Molecular function (GO): oxidoreductase activity; NADP binding
Source: RefSeq, a predicted model, not a curated record
UGGAAGAAGUACACGCUACUGCGAGUACAGUGGAGUGGGGGGGGCGGUGGCCACUGAGAGAGCGGGGACGCGGUGACGUCCCCUCUCACCUUCCCACCGGUGCCCUCUAGGCGCUCGCUACAGUGCGCUCAUUCGGCCUGUCCACCGGCUCACCGUCUUCUCUACUCACUCAUCUCCUAAACCGCCGGAAUCAUGGCGUGCCUGCUGAGGAUCGCGGCGUGCGGGCGCAGCGCCGGCACCAUCCCGUCAGCACUCACCGGGACCGGCCGCCUGUGCCUGCCGGGCGUCGGGUGCACCCGCGCCGCUCACCGCACCGUCACCACCCUGCGCCGAUGCGUCCGCCCAAGGCAGCUGGCGCGAUGCUUCCGUGCCCAGGCGCCGCAGAUGAGCCAGGCGCCGGCCUCCGGGACAGGAAUCCCGUAUGGGCAGAUCACGGUGGGCGUGCCCAAGGAGAUCUUCGCCAACGAGCGGCGCGUGGCACUGACGCCGGCCGGCGUGCAGGCGCUCAUCAAGCAGGGCUUCGGCGUCGCCGUGGAGACCGGCGCCGGGGAGGCGGCGCAGUUCUCCGACGCGAUUACCGCGCCGCCGGCGCCACCUAUCGCCGACAAGAAGGCCGCGUUCGGAGCCGACAUUGUCCUCAAGGUGCGGGCGCCGGUGGCGCUGGCAGAGGCGGGGCGGCACGAGGCGGAGCUGCUGCGCGAGGGCUCGACGCUCGUGAGCUUCGUGUACCCGGCGCAGAACCCCGAGCUGCUGAACCUGCUGGCGGGGCGACAUGCCAGCGUGCUGGCCAUGGACCAGGUGCCGCGUGUCACCAUCGCCCAGGGAUACGACGCGCUCAGCUCCAUGGCCAACAUCGCCGGGUACAAGGCUGUGGUUCUCGCUGCCAACAACUUUGGCCGAUUCUUCACCGGGCAGAUCACGGCCGCCGGGAAAGUACCACCCGCCAAGGUACUUAUCAUCGGUGGCGGCGUGGCUGGCCUGGCUGCUGCCGGCGCCGCCAAGGCCAUGGGUGCCAUCGUGCGUGGCUUCGACACCCGAGUGGAGGCACUGGAGCAGUUCAAGUCGCUGGGUGCCGAGCCGCUGGAGGUUGACGUGAAGGAGUCGGGCGACGGCGGUGGCGGCUACGCCAAGGUCAUGUCCAAGGAGUUCAUCGAGGCCGAGAUGAAGCUGUUCGCCAAGCAGUGCAAGGACGUGGAUAUCGUCAUCACGACUGCGCUCAUCCCAGGCAAGAAGGCCCCCGUGCUGAUCACGCGCGACAUGAUCGAGUCGAUGAAACACGGCUCCGUCGUCGUCGAUCUGGCGGCCGAGGCCGGCGGCAACAUCGAGACGAUAACGCCGGGAGAGCUCACCGUCUACAAGGGCGUGACCCACAUCGGCUACACGGACCUGCCGAGCCGCAUGGCGACGCAGGCGAGCAACCUCUACUCCAACAACAUCAUCAAGCUGCUGCGCGGCAUCAGCCCCGACAAGGAGUUCUUCCACUACAACCUGACAGACGACUUCGACCACGGAACGCUCGACCACAUCGUGCGAGGCACGGUCGUCAUGCAGGACGGGAAAGCGAAGUUCCCGGCUCCGAAGCCGCGGACGGCCCCCGUGGUCUCCGCGCCCGUGAAGCGCAAGACGGUGGCCGAGCUGCAGGCCGAGAAGGACGCGCUCACGACCCCGUUCCAGCGCACGCUCUCGUCGGCUGGCGUCUUCACAGGCGGUAUGGGCAGCAUCGUGGGCCUGGGCCUGCUGGCGCCCAACGCCGCCUUCAGCCAGAUGGUGACGACGUUCGGGCUGGCCGGCAUCGUGGGCUACCACACAGUGUGGGGCGUCACCCCCGCCCUGCACUCGCCGCUCAUGUCCGUCACCAACGCCAUCUCCGGCUUGACGGCCGUGGGGGGUCUGAUGCUGAUGGGUGGGGAGCUCCUCCCAAGCGGGACCGCUCAGACGCUAGCGCUGCUCGCAGCCUUCAUCUCCUCCAUCAACAUCGCCGGCGGCUUCCUUGUUACCCAGAGGAUGCUGGACAUGUUCAAGCGUCCGACAGACCCCCCUGAGCACAACUACCUCUACCUGCUGCCCGCUGCCACCAUGGUUGGGGGCUACGCGGCCGCCCUGCACGGCGGGUACCACAUCGAGCAGAUGAUGUUCUUGGGCUCGGGCCUGUGCUGCGUGGGAGCGCUGGCUGGGCUGUCGACGCAGCGCACGUCGCGCCUGGGCAACACGCUGGGCAUGAUCGGCGUCGCCAGCGGCAUCGCUGCCACGCUCGGCUACCUGCACCCCUCGCCCGAGCUGCUGGCGCAGAUGUCGGGCGCGAUGGCGCUCGGGGGCACCGCCGGCCUGACCAUCGCCAAGCGCAUCCAGAUCUCGGACCUGCCGCAGCUGGUGGCCGCGUUCCACAGCCUGGUGGGGCUGGCGGCGAUGCUGACGUGCGUGGCGGAGUACAUGAUCGAGUACCCGCACCUCGCCACCGACCCGGCCGCUGGCCUCAUCAAGUCCGUCGCCUACCUGGGCACCUACAUCGGUGGCGUCACCUUCAGCGGCUCGCUCGUGGCGUACGGCAAGCUCCAGGGCGUGCUGAACUCGGCCCCGCUGCUGCUGCCCGGCCGGCACGUCCUCAACGCCACGCUGAUGGCGGCGAGCGUGGGCACCCUGGUGCCCUUCAUGCUGGACCCCAGCUACGCCACGGGCCUCACCUGCCUGGGCACCGUGUCCGCCCUCUCCGCCGUCAUGGGCGUGACCUUGACAGCCGCCAUCGGCGGGGCGGACAUGCCGGUGGUGAUCACGGUGCUCAACUCGUACUCGGGCUGGGCUCUAUGCGCCGAGGGCUUCCUCCUCAGCAACAACCUCCUCACCAUCGUCGGGGCGCUCAUCGGCUCCUCGGGCGCCAUCCUCUCCUACAUCAUGUGUGUGGCGAUGAACCGCUCGCUGGCGAACGUGAUCUUGGGCGGGUUCGGAACGUCGGCGACAGCGGGCGGGAAGCCGAUGGAGAUCACGGGCGUCCACACGGAGGUGAACCUCGAGCAGACCGUGGACCUCAUCAAGGAGGCCAACAACAUCAUCAUCACGCCCGGCUAUGGCCUGUGCGCUGCUAAGGCGCAGUACCCGAUCGCCGACCUCGUGAAGAUGCUAAAGGAUAGUGGAAAGAACGUCCGGUUUGGCAUCCACCCGGUGGCGGGCCGCAUGCCCGGACAGCUCAACGUGCUGCUGGCCGAGGCCGGCGUCCCCUACGACAUGGUGCUCGAGAUGGACGAGAUCAACGACGACUUCCCGCACACGGACCUGGUGCUGGUGAUCGGCGCCAACGACACCGUCAACUCGGCGGCGCAGGAGGACCCCAACUCCAUCAUCGCUGGCAUGCCGGUGCUGGAGGUGUGGAAAGCCAAGCAGGUGAUCGUGAUGAAGCGGUCGCUGGGUGUCGGCUACGCCGCCGUGGACAACCCCAUCUUCUACAAACCCAACACCUCCAUGCUGCUGGGCGACGCCAAGAAGACGUGCGACGCUCUGCAGUCGCGCGUGCGCGACGCCAUCUCCUCCUGAGCAGCCCCUCCGCCGCUACCACCAUCCCCCCCACCCCCCCACUCGUGCCACCCGCCCCCCAACCCCCCUCCUCCCCCUCCUCCCCCUUCUCCUCCUCCCUGGGAGAGCGGGCCCGGCCUCACCGGGCCCGGCCUCACCGGGCCCGGCCUCACCGGGCCCGGCCUCACCGGGCCACCCGGACCUCGGUCGACACUUCACCGGCGCGAGUACCAUGCGCUCACGGUGGUGAACGUGGUCACGUGUUUGCGGAACGGACGGGCAUCUUGAGCGUCGCAUCGCGGUCCCUUUCCCCUUGUAAGGCGAGGAAGCGGGGGGGAGGGAGGUUGUGGGCAUGGGUGAGGCUAUCGCGCCGUAGAGCGCUCUCGAUGCCGGGUGCGGUGGCGCCGGGAUUUUUCACCGAUGAACUCGAAUUGUGUUCACGCCCCCACCCGUGCACCCUCCCACGCACCCCCCCCCCCCACCCCCUCGCGCACACCCCCACCCCGCCCCCCGUCAGGUUCUGUCCACCAGGCAGACAGAGUCAGGCUGCCAGGUGACUUGUGCCAAAAUUGACUGUCCAGCAUUCAUUUCCCGUGCCGCGCUCACGGGCGUCGAGGCAGGGCCCGGCGUCGCCGCGGCUGCUGCCCGUCGCUCGACCGACCCGGCUCCGGUUUCUACCGCAGCGAGCGGAAACACGAACACGAUUGUGUUUAUUGCGGUUGUUGUUGUUACCGUUUCUUUUAUUGUGAUUGUAGCCGACGUACCGUGCCGUUCCUUUGAGCUCUUGAGCGUUUCCCCAAUGGGGUUUGCACAUUGGGAAGGGCACCUCCAUUAGGGGCCUUCCUGGCUCACCAAUGGGCCUUCCUGGCUCACCGAGGACUCUCAGGCAUCGUCGUCGGGAGCUCGGUUUUUCAAGCCUCUCGGCCGCCUCGUUAAGGGACGGGUGGAAGGGGUGGAGGGAGGGGUGAGGUGUUGAUAAUGAGCGGCUCCGCACAACUUUUUCUGACCACGGUCACCCUCGAGGAGGCGUUUUAUUUAUUUCAAUCGCGACGAUGCACGUCCUUAGGAGCACGUCGGGCACACUCACCGGAAUAAGCGUGGCUUGUCCAGCAAUCCAGCAUCAGUGGAUUGAACAUAGCUGCUGGUGGCAGAGGCGGCGGUGGCGGCAGCGGCGGCAGCAGUAAACAGAGACCAAUAAAAACCCACAGUGCCUAGGGGAAGCAGUGUGCAUGCGGGUCCCGAACCAGCAGGAACUCUUCCUUUUUUUAUUUUAAAGUUCUCAAAACCGUUUUAAAUAUCAGCCUCGCCACCGCCGUUGCCCGCGUGGUUUUUAACCGGAUCCGUUGUUUUGUAAACGCAUCUCGUGGCCUAACCCCGUGGGCCCCGCGCCGCUGCCAGCGCCAACCCUCCCUCGCCACCCGCGUCGUCUGCGCGUGGUUUCUAGUCGACGGCCAACGCAGACCCUCGCUCGGAGAUCCCUGCACGCUCACCGGUGCCACUGGUCCUUUGCCGUCUGUGGUUUUUUUGUCGGUUGGAGCAGGGGGGGGGAGUGGUCUCGUGGGCCCCGCCCCCCGUGGUGGUGGCGGUGGGGAGGGUCUUCGGUGUCCAACUUUGCCGAUGUGUGCCGAGGAUGAACCUGGCUUCUCGCUCUGCCCCCUUUCACGUCACCCGACACGAGGCCAGGCUGGGAUCAGGGGUUGUGGCUCUGGACCCUGGCUCGGAGUCGAACCCCAGGUCAACCCGACGUGAGGCUAGUCUGGGUUAUUGCUAUAAAGUAUAAUUCGCCCUCGGUCAAAUUUGACCGAUGUUAACGUGGGUCUGAUUCGACUUGCAACUAUUAACAGCCCCGGUGCUAACUCUCCUGUCAAUGUGACCCCACCCAACACUCGGAUAGACCUGGCCAGGGCUACAACCAGCCCUGUUCCCGGUGCUAACCGUGACACAUCCCAAUGCUGCAUUAAUCAGGAUCAGGGCUACAACCAGCCCUCUUCCCAGCAUACCCGGGGCUAAACCAGCUUAGGGUUUUGAAAAACCCUUUUCCUGAUGCUAACCCCCCCCCUCCCACUUACCAAAACUCAGUCCAACACGAGUUAAACUGUGUCGUGGCUAUGACCGAGUUUUAGCCCCAACUAAAGCGAGGCUAAACCAGCUUAGAGUGAAUGACCCCAUUCCUAGCCUGAACCCUGACCGCUGGGCUCACACGAGGCCGGGCUGGGCUAGAGCCAUGCCCUAGCCCAGCCGCGGACCCUGAAGCCAGCCUGGCUCCCGUGCGCCAGUUUCUGGGGUAGAGGCGGCGUGGCCUCAGGCGAGCUCGAGAUUCCAGAUUGACCCUCGCGCCGGACCCGUCCGUCUCCAGGCCCUGCUGCUGCUGCUGCUGCGUUAACGAGGUUCACGUUUUGUGAUCGCAACUUGAAUAAAAACGAUCGCGCACGG